Anopheles arabiensis is the source of this 645-nucleotide messenger RNA. RefSeq names its product transcription initiation factor TFIID subunit 13 (gene Taf13). Gene Ontology annotation, biological process: transcription by RNA polymerase II. The transcript has 2 exons. The record is from RefSeq and is a predicted model, not a curated record. Bases 118 to 519 code for a protein of 133 amino acids. Gene Ontology annotation, cellular component: transcription factor TFIID complex. Gene Ontology annotation, molecular function: protein heterodimerization activity. NCBI's taxonomy places the organism in Eukaryota, Metazoa, Arthropoda, Insecta, Diptera, Culicidae.
AAUAAUCUUUGCGAUUUGCUUUUUAUCGGUUCACUAGAAUUAUAAAUAAAGAGAUUCCAUUUUAAUAGCAACGCUCCAAACUAUUCGAUAUUUAGAAAGUGUAAUAAUCCUCCGAACAUGGCUGCUAACCCACCGGAAGAAGGAUUCGACCAGGCAGAGUUCGAAGACGACGAGCUUGGAGAGGUGCAGAUCGAGACCUCGUCCGGCCGUAAGCGCCUUUUCAGCAAGGAGUUGCGCUGCAUGAUGUACGGCUUCGGAGACGACCAGAACCCGUACACGGAAAGCGUCGACCUGCUGGAGGAUUUGGUGGUCGAGUUCAUCACCGAAAUGACACACCGAGCGAUGGAAAUCGGCCGUACUGGGCGUGUGCAGGUCGAGGAUAUUGUGUUUCUGGUGCGCAAGAACUCGCGGAAGUAUGCUCGCGUGAAGGAUCUGCUGACGAUGAACGAGGAGCUGAAGCGGGCACGCAAGGCGUUCGACGAGAUCAAGUACGCUGGUGCGGAAGCAAAGCUUAAGUAAUUGUUCCCUUGAGGCGGGCUAGUUCCAAGGGCUUGAAGACUGUGCUUUCUAUUCCUAUCCAAAAUAAUGUAGCAUAAGAGUGAUAACAAUAAAACAAGCUGAUCAGAUGUAUGUAAUAUGUACGCC